GCUCAGCUCAGCUCUGUUCGAAGCAGCGGCAGCUUUUUGUUGCACUGUUCCAUAUAAGGGAGAAAAAGGUAGCUAGCUAGAGCCCAUGGCGACGGUGGCCACGACGUCGAUAGGCAAGGUCGGGAGGAAGAGCGGCCUGAUUUUAAGAACCCUGCAGCGGUGCAAGUCCGGGCUGAGCGCCGGCGCCUCAUCCGGCCGGUCGCCGUCGUCGCCGCCGGGGUGCUUCUCGGUGUACGUGGGCCCCGAGCGGGAGCGGUUCGUGGUGCGCGCCGAGUGCGCCAACCACCCGCUGUUCCGGCGCCUCCUGGACGAUGCGGAGCGCGAGUACGGGUACGCGACGCAGGGCCCGCUCGCGCUGCCCGGCUGCGACGUCGACGCCUUCCUCGACGUGCUGUGGCAGAUGGAGCGCGGCGACGACGCCGACGAAGGCGGCCACCAGCAAGUCGCCGGCUCUGCCUCCUCGCCGAUAUGCGGUCUGCACAGCGGCAGCAAGGGCCGCGCGGCCGGGUACAGGAUGCUAAGCCCGCGGUCGUCGUCGCCGAUAGUUGGCAGGAGGAGGUGAGCGAGAGAGCAUGCACAAAGAAAAGAUUAAUCGAUCGAGCUUUCAUGAACUAAUGAUGAUUAGCGAGCUAAUGGUGUCAUUCAUAGCAGAGACUCGUUGGCUUUCUUCUGGCCAUAUAGACUUUCUUUCUUUGUUUGUUUUUGAACUUAUAUGUACAGUAAUACCCAUUUUCAGUGGUUAGCUUUUAGCUAGGCUAACUGGCGUCCUCAAAAUAUGCAUGUGCAUGUCCAGUUGGAUCCAUCUACUCUGUCGAUCGUGUAUAUAUAAAAAAAUUGCUCGUUGUUUUAGUUUCA
Molecule: messenger RNA, 855 nt
Organism: Sorghum bicolor (sorghum)
Lineage: Eukaryota; Viridiplantae; Streptophyta; Magnoliopsida; Poales; Poaceae
Product: auxin-responsive protein SAUR50
Exons: 1
Coding region: 86-562 (158 amino acids)
Biological process (GO): response to auxin
Source: RefSeq, a predicted model, not a curated record